AUUUAUUAUAGGUAUUAAACAUUUUUUACUUCUUUUCAGGUACAAAAAUCGAUAUCUUUUUUUUCUAAGUGUUAUUAAUUAAUAGGGAACAAAAUUGAGUGAGAAUGUUUUCAAAAAAGAAAAAGAAGCCAUUAAUUUCACCACCAAGUAAUUUUGAACACAGAGUCCACACUGGUUUUGACAAACAGGAGGGCAAGUUUGUGGGACUGCCACUACAAUGGGCUUCACUUGUUGGAAAUAAUCAGAUAUUAAAAUCAACUAACAGGCCAUUACCUUUAGUCGAUCCCUCAGAAAUUACACCCACCGAGAUUUUAGAUUUAAAAACAGUGGUUAGAGGUGAACAUAGAGUGACUUCUGUAUCCUCAAUUGCUCGUCCAAUGUCUACUACUAUACCAACACAGCCAAUACAGAAUGGUGUUGUUCUGCCGAAGACCUCAAAUGUUGCCAGGUCAAAUUCUUUGAGAAGUACUAGCCCACCACGGAUACGAAGAGAUUUACGCAAUCAGGCUAAUGUGCCUCCACCUGUACCUGAAGAAUCGCCACCAGUGCCACCUGCACCACAUGAAGAAUCACUUCAUAAAGCCUUUAUGAGAAAAAUUAUGUCAGAUUACGACUGGGCAGGCCAACAGGUUGAUCCAUCAGUUAGACCAGGCACAGAGCACAAUGACAAUCAUAAUCCAGCUUUGACAUACCAGAAUAUACAAAAUGCUAAUGUACCUUAUCAACAUAAUCAUCCACCUCAGCAAAUACCUCAUAAUGUACAUCAAGGGCUCAAUGGGAACAAUAUUAAUAGAGUGGAUGCAUACCCAGCACCAGCGUCUCAACAUCAUCACCAGCAUGGGGGGGUUCCAGUGGCUUCACAACAUCUUCCACUAGCAUCAAAGCAUGAGCUACGACUGACUCAUGAACAGUUCCGAGCUGCCCUGAGGCUGGUAGUCAGUGAAGGUGACCCACGUUGCACACUGACUGGCUUCAGUAAGAUUGGGGUGGGCAGUACAGGCGUGGUCUGCGCUGCCACAGACACUUUGACCUGCCGCCGCGUCGCCGUUAAGAUGAUGAACUUGCUCAAGCAACAGAGGCGAGAGUUACUUUUCAAUGAAGUGGUGAUAAUGCGUGACUACCCACAUCCGAAUAUAGUGGAGAUGCAUGCGUCGUACUUAGUGGGCGACGAGCUGUGGGUGGUGAUGGAGUACAUGGCGGGCGGCGCACUCACGGACAUCGUCACAAGGCAUUCGGUCAAGAUGGACCCUGAGCAGAUCGCUACUGUUUGCAAACAGUGCCUCAAGGCAUUGGCAUUUCUUCAUGGUCAAGGCGUUAUUCAUAGAGACAUUAAAUCAGAUUCUAUACUUAUGACGGCGGACGGACGGGUCAAGUUAUCGGAUUUCGGUUUUUGCGCUCAAGUUUCACAAGAAUUACCAAAGCGUAAGUCGCUUGUGGGAACGCCAUAUUGGAUGUCACCUGAAGUUAUAUCGAGAUUGCCAUACGGCCCUGAAGUAGAUGUAUGGUCUUUGGGUAUUAUGGUAGUGGAGAUGGUUGAUGGAGAACCUCCAUUCUUCAACGAACCACCUCUACAGGCGAUGCGGCGUAUCCGCGACAUGCCGCCGCCCCGGCCGCGGCUGGCUGCGCGCUGCCCGGCCGACCUGCUGGCGUUCAUCGACUGCGCGCUGGUGCGGGACCCCGCGCAGCGGCAGUCGGCGGCGCGGCUGCUGCACCACCCGUUCCUGCGGCGCGCCGGCCCGCCCGCGCUGCUGGUGCCGCUCAUGCCCCACAACCAGCACCAUCCGCCUCAUCCGACUCAUCAGCACCCUGCGCCCCCGCCCCAUCCCCAUCCCCACCUCAAGCCCCAUCCGCAGCAACAUCUUCAACCGCACCACCAUUCGAAUGAACAAUGAAGAAGACAAUCCCACCUCGCAGCUGAUACAGAAGAAAACAAAUCUUGUUGCUUAUUUAUACAUGUGAGUUAAUGUUAUAUGAUAAGCCAAAGUUGUUAUAAAUACAACUUAUUACUUUUCUUGUUUACAAAUCUACACUAUAUUAUUAUAACCAGUGAAAUCAUUCCAAUUACUAUAAAAUAUAUGUAAUCAUAUAGUAAAUAUUUUGUUCGUUGUAUUUUUUACUAUAGAUCUUUGAAUUUCAAUUAUAAUGGUAUUUUUCUUUUAAUUGAACUUUGUAUGUAAUGCUACGAAUAUAUAUAUUUUCCAAGAUUUAUCUACCAAUGAUAACAUUCCUUACUUUUUUUCAUUAUAAAUAUUCCAUUUAAUUCAUAUAAGAUCAUUUAUUAAUGAAUUGUAUUGUAAUAUUUUUGUUAUAUUAUUUUUGAUGUGUGUUAUUGCCAUAAAAUAAAUGUUUGUUGGUUUUGAGGAUUGUUGUAGUAAUAGUACAACAGUAAUUUGCAAUCAAUUUAUUUUUGUAUUUGCGCAGCUCUUACGAGUAUUAUAUAAAUUUUUUAGUAGUGUUAAGUAUUAUUGUUAGGAGCUAGAUUGUUGGAGAUACCCCAAUAAACAUAAGAGAUGGAGAAACAGAAUGCAUGUAGACAUAAUUUUAUAUACCUGACGACUAUUUCAAAGGUUUUUUUAAAAUAAAAUAUGGUGUAAACGGUAUGCUGUAAUAUAGUAAAAAAAGUCACAAUAGUAUCUAUGUAUAGGUUCGGCAUACACAUUACUUAGAUAAUGUUAUUUCGUUGCCUUUACAUCAAGUGUCUUAUCUAAAUUAUAUACUUUUAUAAUAACUUAUCAUCGUAUUAUCAUAUUAUUAGUUAAAUAUAUUUAUAAUUAUAUUAAUUUGUUUAAAAAUUUUUAAUUGUCAUAAUCACACUUAAUAUUUUAAUACAUGACAAUUUUUGAUAUUAAAAAUGAAACCUAUUUUAAUAAAUGACUAUUUUAAAGAUGCGUUCUAUGCAUGAGUAAUUAAUGUGUGAACGUUAGUAAAAUCUUUUUGAAAUCAGUAUUAAAUGACAAAUCGCUUAUGUACUUAUAUUGUUAUGAAGACGCGUUGUACUUAGGUGGUGUUUUAUAUUCGACGUUAAUAUUUAUUAAUAAAGUUUCAUUUCAUCUACAUUCCCAAUAAAUGUUAAUUAAUUAUUUUGUAUGAAGAUUGUGGUAUGAUACCAGCUGAUGAAAAAAAUAUAUUGAGAAUUGUCCGUACAUAAUAAAUUGGUCAUCUUCCAGCGAUAUUGCUAUGAUAUUUUUUAAAUAGGCCUGAAUUGUUGAGGUGAGAUCCGUCAGACUACGAUAUGAAUUGUUCUAUCACUGGAGUUUACAUUCGCCCACAUUCAAUAGUACUCAGGAUUGUAAUCUUACAUAAGCAAAAGAAGAAAUAUAUUUCUAAAAAUUCAAAUAUUGAACUGUGAUUUUACCGAUCCAAUUUUGUAUAAAUUAAAUAAUGUGUUCAGAAUAAAUGUUGAAUUUAGAGUCGAAAACAAUUUAAAAUGUACUAUCUAUCCGUAUAGGUCUUCUGUUUUGAUUUCAUAAAAAACUAAUACAUUUACAUUUUGCAUAUGUAUACUAGUAAUUUGUAUAAAAACUAUGCAAUAUUAAACAAAGAAUCAAAAUAGGAGAUCUAUUUAGAUCUACGAAUAUGUAGAUAAGUAUUUAAACCAUGUUUGUUAAAAUAUGGUCGUCACGAGUGGUCAAAUGAAUUUAAUUUUACCCGAAUUCUUGAUUUGGGUCGUUGUAAAAUAUAGUUAACUAUUGAAAUUUCUAGUCUGUGCUAUAGCAACUAAUGUUGUUGAAAUGUUUUAACUCUUAUUUCACACGAGUAUUGAUUUACUUCAGAUUAUGAAUUCAUAUAGAAAAAUAAUGCCUGUGAUAUAAAUAUUUAAAAUCCACCAUUACUAUGUUGAGUAUUUAUUAGUAUGACAUCAUACCGAGAUUU
Messenger RNA from Achroia grisella, 3873 nucleotides. It is a transcript of the gene mbt, whose product is annotated as serine/threonine-protein kinase PAK mbt. The record is from RefSeq and is a predicted model, not a curated record. Bases 105 to 1892 code for a protein of 595 amino acids. Lineage: Eukaryota; Metazoa; Arthropoda; Insecta; Lepidoptera; Pyralidae. Gene Ontology annotation, cellular component: cytoplasm. Gene Ontology annotation, biological process: regulation of MAPK cascade; protein phosphorylation; intracellular signal transduction. Gene Ontology annotation, molecular function: ATP binding; protein serine/threonine kinase activity. The transcript has 10 exons.